Molecule: messenger RNA, 702 nt
Organism: Durio zibethinus
Lineage: Eukaryota; Viridiplantae; Streptophyta; Magnoliopsida; Malvales; Malvaceae
Source: RefSeq, a predicted model, not a curated record
CCUUAUAAAGCUCUAUGUUAGUUCUAAUAAACCUCUCAAAUCCAAUUCAUCACAGCGUUGCAAAGAAAGAAAAAGAUGGGCCAAAACACAUCAGCUUCUGGAAAUAAAAAGAGUAAAGAAAUAGAUUCGGUAAUAGAGAAAUGCUACAAAACUUAUUUUAAAGAGGAGAAAGAAUGGUCAUCGGCUAAGUUCUACGGAGCAGUAUGCGAAACCGUCGAACAAAUCAACAAAAAGCUUGGAACCAUGCAAUUAAGUGUGCCAAAGACUACAACGCUCGAGCUUGCCUAUGGGAGAUACAAGGAAGCAGCGGAAAGAGAACUGUCAAAAGAAGAGUUCCAAGAGAUUCUCCAGGAAGUGCUGAUUGAAACAGGAUUUACUGGAAUUGGAGCCAAGGACAUACUGUUCUACCUACUUGGAAUUCCUUUGACUGCGACGAUCAUCAAGAGACAUGCUGCCCCCAAAAUCCAUGACGAUUUAUUUAUCCCUGCUAUCACAUCUGCCACUGUUUUUCUCCUUGCAAAACUUAACAAAAUUUGAGGCUACUCCUCCAAUCAUGACUUCAAUCACUUUGUAUUUAUGAAUUCAAAACUUUGUUUAAUUGGUGCCGCUGGUUCACUGGUUAUGAAGGAUUGAUUUUAUUCAAAGUUACCAAAGAAUGCAUAUUCCUUUCUGAAAAUACAUUGCAAAAAUUGAAGAAUAAAG